Molecule: messenger RNA, 462 nt
Organism: Rhagoletis zephyria (snowberry fruit fly)
Lineage: Eukaryota; Metazoa; Arthropoda; Insecta; Diptera; Tephritidae
Source: RefSeq, a predicted model, not a curated record
AUGUCGCUCAUUAUUCCCGAACGAUUCCAGCACAUUCUCCGUGUGAUGAACACGAACAUCGACGGAAACCGCAAGGUGAUGUUCGCCCUCACCUCCAUCAAGGGUAUCGGCCGCCGCUUCUCCAACAUCGUCUGCAAGAAGGCCGACGUCGACCUGAACAAGCGCGCCGGAGAGCUGUCCGAGGAGGAGGUGGAGCGCCUGAUCACCAUCAUCUCGAACCCGCGCCAGUUCAAGAUCCCCAACUGGUUCCUCAAUCGACAGAAGGACAUCCGUGACGGCAAGUUCUCCCAGGUGACGUCCAACAACUUGGACACCAAGCUGCGUGAGGAUCUGGAGCGACUCAAAAAGAUCCGCGCCCACCGUGGUCUGCGUCACUUCUGGGGCCUGCGCGUCCGUGGCCAGCACACCAAGACCACCGGCCGACGUGGUCGCACUGUCGGUGUGAGCAAGAAGAAGAACUAA